Molecule: messenger RNA, 2372 nt
Organism: Procambarus clarkii (red swamp crayfish)
Lineage: Eukaryota; Metazoa; Arthropoda; Malacostraca; Decapoda; Cambaridae
Source: RefSeq, a predicted model, not a curated record
GGCUUGUUUGUGCCUAGUACAAUCCAGUAUCACUUCUCUUGUUGUGCUGGUACUGUAUGAGUGUACAAAAUCAGCUUGGUGAUUGGCUUCAUCAUGGCCCAAGUACGCAUGAAGGUCAUCUUUGGUCACUUAAACCAGAGAGAUCAACACGCUAUUGUUUCUCGACCAACAUCAAGCUUGGCUGGAGGUGAUGUAGCAACAGAUGGAGUAAAGUUUCAGUACACCCUAGACAACACUCGUCUGACACCAGCUCAGAGAGCAUUCUAUGAAGAAAAUGGCUUCCUAGUUAUUCCUAACUUAGUACCACAUGACAAAAUAGACCAAUGGAAAGAGAGAUUUUUAGAUUUGGUGGAAGGUCGUGUGGAAUCGCAUGGCAUGACAAAAAUGAAGGACAUAUCCCUGAGGAACGUAAAGGGUGUAUCAGGGGAGAUGAUUGUCAACAAGAUCCAGGACUUUGUAUGGGAUGAAAUACUGUCAGAACAUUGCAUGCUACCCCAGGUGCUGGAUUAUGUAGAAUGCUUCACGGGCCCCAAUAUCAUGGCCAUGCACACCAUGCUCAUCAAUAAACCACCUGAUCCAGGCACCCGUACUUCUCGUCAUCCACUGCACCAGGACCUUCAUUACUUUCCCUUUAGGCCUGCUAAUCGAAUCGUUUGUGCCUGGACAGCUAUGGAGACAAUUAAUAAUGAUAAUGGUUGCCUCUUUGUCCUUCCUGGCUCUCACAAAGGAGUUUUGGAGCAGCAUGAUUAUCCUGAUUGGGAGAAAGGUGUGAACAAGAUGUAUCACGGUGUUCGAGGCUAUGAUGACGUGCCAAAGACAAUGCUAUGUAUGGAGAAAGGAGACACUGUUUUCUUCCACCCAAUACUUCUGCAUGGCUCUGGAGAUAAUCGCACAAAGCACUUUCGUAAGGCAAUUUCUUGUCAUUAUGCAGCCUCGGAAUGUCAUUACAUUGAUGUACGAGGAACAUCUCAAGAAAACAUUGGCAACGAAGUAGUAGAGCUAGCCAAGAAGAGAGGUGUUGACAAUCUCAAUUUCAAGGACCUCUGGAAGUUUCGCAGUCGUUUAGUGCAUGGAACAAGUAUCAACUUAUAAGUACAGUAUUGGAGAGAUAUGAAAUAAAGUUUCAAAUGUAGACAUAUUUUUGUUUCCUUUGUGUAAACAUACAUAUCUAGAUAUAUAUGUAUUCUAUACAUGUGGAAUCAUGUUAUAUAACACUAUCCAUUUAUAUUCUAAUCUAAAUUUCUAUAUUUUAGAUUUAUACAUAUUUUAUAUAUAUAUUUGUACAUUAUAAGAUUGUUUGAAAUCUAAUAAUGAUAUUGUAAAGACAUACAAAUCUAGAUUUCUAUAAAUAUCUAAUAUUUGUUUAUGAAAUUUCAUAAUCUACACAUUAUUAAAGAUAUCUAGAAUAGAAUAUUAAUCUAGAAUAUAUUAAAAUGUAAAUUAAAAGAUUUCUAUAAUCUACAUUUGUAUAAAAUUCUUUAUAUUACUCUAAAUUGUUAUCCUACAUGUCUAAAUAUAUAUCUAUUAGUGUAGAAAUCUAGAAUAUCCUAAAGACAUUUUGAAUAUUAUAGAAUUCUACAUUAUUUUUUAUAUCUAAUAUAUUGUAUAAUUUCCUAAAGAUUUUGUGUCUAUAAUCUAGAUUAUUGUGCAAUGUUGUUUAUUAUAUACAGCUACAAUAUUAAGAAAUAACAUUCAAUCUUAUAUAUUUCAAUAAUAGUCCAAAGUUAUAUAUUAUGAUUAUUAUUGUAGAUAUUAAUACUGUAUUGAUUUCUACAUAAACAUUAUUAUAGAAAUCUACUAUAAUAGUUGUCAUGAAUAUCUUUUUAUUAAAUAUGUAUAAUAAUAAAUCACACAAAUCUAUCAUAUUCGAUUUCUAUAGUUAUUAUUAUACCAAGAAAUUGAGAUUAAUAAAAAACACAAAGAAAUGAACUUUUUAUUAUAUAGAUUUGUAUAUCUUGAAUAAUGUGUACAUCUCUAUUAUGGAAAUCUACAAUAUUACACAUUUCUAUAUUAUACAAUUCUUUAAUAUUUCUAAAGUUGUACAAUAUACCUGAUAUAGAUAGAAAUGUUGACUGUGUAAUAAUAUCAUUCUAGAUGUCUACAAUAUAGAUUGUUAUAAAUACUUUUCUAUAUUAUAAUCUACAAAAAUAUUAUUCUAGCUUUAUGUAUACAUAAGACAAAUAUAGAUUCUUACAAUAUUCAGCAUUUCUAUAAUCUUGAAUAUCUGUACUGUAUUAUUUCCAGAUAUUCAUGUCUCAAUUAUAUAGGGAUUGUACACUGACGUACAACUUUCAAGGAUGAUUAAAUAAUAUCACACUGUUGACAAUUAUUAUGUUUGUAGCAUGUAUAAUAUUACAAUAUAUUAAGCAUUA